Messenger RNA from Ilex paraguariensis (yerba mate), 405 nucleotides. Lineage: Eukaryota; Viridiplantae; Streptophyta; Magnoliopsida; Aquifoliales; Aquifoliaceae. The record is from the annotation of a GenBank genome assembly.
GUUUCAAAAUGCCGUUAUCCAGUUCGUCAACGGUUUCUGGGGUUCCCAUUGCAGUCCCCUAUCUUCCACAGAAAAAGGGUCUUGACAUUAGAGACUUUCAGAUAAAACAGGAUGUGGGUUUUGGUGGAGAAAGAAUUGCCACAUAUAAGAAGUGUAGAAACCUUGAUUUCGUGACCAAUUCUGUUUCUGGGGAUAGUGGUUCUUCAGUUGGAUUUGAUGUGCCAUUUCCUAUUGAUUAUUCUGAACUUCUUGAACAAGCUAAAGAAGCAACUGAGUUGGCUUUGAAGGAUGAAAAGCAGUUAAUGGUCUGUUAGUUUCUUUUCUUUGCUUUUCCUAUAAAAAUGGAAGAGAUAUUAUACAUAUAUAAAGAGAUCUUUCAUGGUGUUUUUUACCCUCAAGCUUCUG